AUGAAACAAAGAACUAUAAUUCUAGAAAGAAUUGAUCAGCAACUGAUACAUCAAAUGCAAUUUGAAAAUAAUUAUUGGAAGACAAUUCUAAAGCGUAUAGUUGCUGUUAAGGUGCUAUCAUCAAGAGGUUUGCCUUUCAGAGGUGAAACAACUCAGAUUGGUUGCUCAAAUAAUGGAAAUUUUUUGAUGGCAAUUGAAUUGAUUGCUGAAUUUGAUGUGGUUCUUUCAGAACAUAUUCAAAAAUACGGUAAUCUUGGAAAAUGUCAUACAUCUUAUUUGUCAUUCCAUACAUAUGAACAAUUCAUUUUAUUAAUGGCAGAUAAUGUAGUAAAUAAUAUUAUUCGAGAAGUAAAUGAAGCACGCUACUUCUCAAUUUCAAUUGAUUCUACACCAGACAUUUCACAUACUGACCAACUAUCAUUUAUAAUUCAUUGUGUAAAUGUACACGGUGAACCAGUUGAACGCUUUUUGUGUUUCAUUAAUAACAUUGGACAUAAAUCUCAAGAAAUGAUGGAGGCAGUUAUUCAUAUAUUCAAAAAAUACAAUUUAAACACAAAUUACCUAAGGGGCCAGUCUUAUGAUAAUACACCGUUGGAAAAUUUUAAAUGUGUUACUCAAAAGUCUUACCGAAACUUGAUGAGAGAUAUAUUAGAACGGUUUAAUGCAUGUAGUAAGAAACUACAGUCUAUUCAAAUUGAUUUGGGUAUUGUGGUAGAAAUUUACCAGUUAUUGAUAGGUUUUGUACAUGAUGUUCGGUGUGAUGACAUGUUUAAUGAUUACAAAACUCAAGCAAUUGAAAAAUGUGGCAUUUCAAGUUUAAAAUACAAAUACUAA
This is a messenger RNA of Rhopalosiphum maidis (corn leaf aphid), 834 nucleotides long. Its product is annotated as zinc finger MYM-type protein 1-like. The transcript is spliced from 2 exons. Bases 1 to 834 code for a protein of 277 amino acids. The record is from RefSeq and is a predicted model, not a curated record. NCBI's taxonomy places the organism in Eukaryota, Metazoa, Arthropoda, Insecta, Hemiptera, Aphididae.